This is a messenger RNA of Paracoccidioides lutzii Pb01, 723 nucleotides long. RefSeq lists its product as hypothetical. The record is from RefSeq and is a predicted model, not a curated record. Gene Ontology annotation, molecular function: fatty-acyl-CoA binding. Bases 1 to 723 code for a protein of 240 amino acids. The transcript has 3 exons. Gene Ontology annotation, biological process: fatty acid metabolic process.
AUGGAUCGGCCUGACGAUGAUGGAGCAAAUCUCCAGGCUGAGAGGGAGAAAUGGUACAGUAAAUGCGUGUACACCUACCACCAAAGAACUACAGCUAACAAAUAUACCGUUGAACCGACUAGGGACGCCUGGUACGCGCAGCGCCAUCUAUCCCGCACUGAGGCGAAACGGCAAUACAUCACCACCUUACUAGACACGAUGAAUAAAUACGCCUCCUCGUCACCGGAAGCGCGCGAGCUCAUAUCUGAACUGGAGUUUGUCUGGGAUCAGAUAAAAUCAAACUCCCUCUCCUCCUCCCCUACCAGCCCCGUGCACAGCUCCAACCUGCCACUGCACCAAUCAUCACACAUACCCCACUCCAGGUCAAACUAUGGCUCUCAAUAUGGGAGCAUUGGAGGGCAGAUAUCUCGGGUUGAAGCGGAAGAAUUGGGUAGCCCGGUACACGGGCGGGAUCCAAGGUUGAGAGUACUUACUCCUGUUAGUCAGCCAGAUGUUUAUAUGCCCAGAACUAGGCAAAAUUACAAAACAGUGACUGGAGAGGAGGGACAGGAGGUUGAGGAGGAAGAGGAGGAAGAGGAGGAUGACGACGACGACGAGGACGACGACGAAGAGGAUUUCCAGGAGGCGCGAAAUAGCAAGGCCCAAAGAUGGAGGAUAAAAGGCCUCUACAAUCGCCGGCUGGCGCCGGCGCAUCGAGCAAGCCAUGACCAAAAUGACAGCUGA